AUGAAGGCGAACCAGCAGCGCAAGCCGCCAAGCAGCAGCGGCGCCGCCUUGCCACAGAAGCGCUUCUACCGCGCUCGAGCGCACAGCAACCCGCUCAGCGAUAACCUCUUCCCAGUCCCCGUGUGCCCCGCGGAGGUGGACUGGUCCGCGCACUUCCCCGCGUUCUUCCCCCCCACUGCUGCCGCAGCACACCCGCCUGCUGUUGCUGAUGGUGGCGCUGCUGCUGAUGGCGCAGCAGAGGGGGAGCGAGCCCAUUCAGCAGGACGAGAUGGGGCGGCACAGCAACAUGCCCCAACAAGCAGCACGGGGCAACCAAUGGUUCGCUUCGCUGAUGUCGGUUGCGGCUUUGGCGGCCUGCUAGUGAAACUGUCUCCUAUGUUUCCAGAUACGCUGAUGGUUGGAUUCGAGCUACGUGACAAAGUGAGCGAGUAUGUGAAGGACCGCAUUCUUGCUCUCAGACAGCAACACCCCUCGCAGUACACCAACAUCUCUUUGAUCCGCACCAACGCCAUGAAAUACCUUCCCAACUACUUCAAUAAGGCGCAGCUGACCAAGAUGUUCUUCCUCUUCCCCGACCCGCACUUCAAGGAGAAGAACCACCGCCGCCGAAUCAUCACGACUGCUCUCUUGGCCGAGUAUGCAUACGUGCUGGCUCCAGGAGGCAUCCUAUACAGCAUCACGGACGUGGAGGAGCUGGGUGUGUGGAUGGACGAGCACCUGGCAGCUCACCCGCUCUUCCGCAAGCUCACUGCCGCCCAGAUGGUGAGCUCUCUGCCGCCCAGAUGGUGA
Molecule: messenger RNA, 789 nt
Organism: Closterium sp. Naga37s-1
Lineage: Eukaryota; Viridiplantae; Streptophyta; Zygnematophyceae; Desmidiales; Closteriaceae
Source: the annotation of a GenBank genome assembly